AUGUCAUCACACCAGGCGCUCCAGGGGCGCCUGUGGUGUGGCAUCUUUACCGGAGCUACCACACCACGGCGGAAGAGGAGGAAGGUUACUCCCGUUACCCUGCAUCUGCCAACCGCUGUGCAGACACCAUUGCAACCCCUGCGAUUUGAUUUCCCACCUUCUGUCCAGCGCCACUUGCCCCAAGCAAUUGCAGACAUGGUUAGCAAGAGUUCCGGCGAUGAAGAUGGGCAGCGCCAGCAGCGAGGGCUUUCACCCGUGGACAGGGGUCUGCAGCGUCCGCUGAACCUCCCUGCUCCCAUCCCUUUCCGUUUUCCCAGCACACCGGGUGGAUCCCUGGUGUAUGAGCCCCAACCACCACCACCACCAAUUCAACGACCCCGCCCGCAGACACAUGCCAGCACCAAGGUUUUGCUUCACCAAAUCAUCCAUAAUCAAAAUCAAGUUCAAAGGGAGCGCUUGACAACAUUCAUCGGCAAUGUUCACAUCCUUGCGCGCCGCACCACCUUCUUUCUCAAGUUCUACCUUGACAUCACCGACAAGCACAUAAGUGUGAUAUUUGAGCUGCUAAACAAUCCAGGCUACAAUGGCAAUCCAGUCAUCGCGCAAGAGCUGCGUCCACGGGUUCAAGGCUACUGUGAUGUUCACGGAUUCGCCCCCAUCCGCAUGCAAAACUGCCAACAGACUGCAGCGUACACAGCUAAGAGCAUCCUCACAAACCUCAAAGUUAACGUACAGGAGCAUUUCAUGCAAAUGUUUCUGCGCUAUGUCAAUGAAAGGCUUGGUUUGAAGCAAGUCGUACUGCAUCUCCGUAGAGCCGGAGUCAACCGAGCGCAGCGGCGACACUAUUAUCAGCGUGUCCGUCAGUUUACAAAGUAUGCGACGUUUGAAGAGUUUCCAACCGAAGAGGAGUUUGCGCGCCUCACACGACUUGAGCGGACUGUCCUCGACGAGCUAUGGGCUCUGUUUCCUCCCCAGGAUGAGCCACUUGCGUACAGCCUUGCGGUGGACGCAACGCCAUAUUCAGGUGCGUAUUGUGAGCUGUCACGUCUCUAUGAGCGCCGUGGAAUGCGGCUGUUUUCGGCUAUCCUGCUGCACAAAUCUCGAAUCCAGUCAUCUGUUUGGAUCGACACGCUGAUCCUAGGCACCCAUAUCCUGGGCUUGGGCCGAAGUUGCAUGGGGAAAUUCACCGAUGAACGCAAGCGGGAGCUGUGGGGGCAGUUUCUCAAUAUCAAUGACAAGGUCUUCAAGCAUAGAAAGAAGCUUAGUCUCAAAUUUGAUGGGUCAAUCAGCACAAACGGGUACUCCGUUUCCAUCCACUUUAAGAAGCCAGGGCUCAAGUAUGGGCAUCGGGCCCGGAAGCGCAGCAAGGCCCAAAUGCAGGAAGAAGUCAAGCAGCUGUAUUUUGAGCACCACAUCGCCGAACUACGGGAGGCUCCAAACAUCGUCUGCAUUGAUCCAGGCAAGCGUGACCUCUUGUUCUGUCGAGACAUCAAGAAGGAGCGGCCAUUUCGGUACGUCUCAGUUGAUUACUACUGCCCUGCUGUCCCCGCUGUUGCUGCUAUCCCCGCUGUCGCCGCUAUCCCCGCUCUCCCCGCUGUCGCCACUGUCGCCGCUGUCGCCGCCUCCGCCAUCCCUGCCAUCCCCAUCAACGCCCUCCUCAACCCUGUCCCCAUCCCCGUCCCCACCAUCCCCCCCGUCACCAUCCCCCCAGUCACCAUCCCCUCCGUCACCUUCCCCACCAUCCCCGUUGCAGCGACAUUCCACUGCAGCGUUCUCACAAUGCAUCACCCCAUAUCAGAUACACAUCCAAUCAACGGGCGGUCGAGACAAAGUCUCGGCAUUUUUAACGAGACAUGA
Fimicolochytrium jonesii is the source of this 1857-nucleotide messenger RNA. RefSeq lists its product as uncharacterized. Bases 1 to 1857 code for a protein of 618 amino acids. Lineage: Eukaryota; Fungi; Chytridiomycota; Chytridiomycetes; Spizellomycetales; Powellomycetaceae. The record is from RefSeq and is a predicted model, not a curated record. The transcript is spliced from 4 exons.